AUGCAUCGUAAUGUCGAAACGCCGUACAAAAGAUAUGUCAAAAGACCUUGGUGGGGAAGGGUGUGCGCUCAUGGUCGUAAAUGGUAUUUAUUGGCAUCAGAGAUAAAACAGCCGUGUACCUUCCCUCGUCUAUUCCCACCGAUGCUUGCAGUUGCAUUUCUUAUCAUAGUUGGGAAAGUAGUCGCCCAGACAAGGCCAGGAUACCAGUUUCGUGCCUGCGACCCUGUUCAACUACAAAGAUGUCAGGCAGUCUUCAAUGAUGACCUCGGCAUUGACGCCACUCUUGGUGUGAAAACCUAUGAAGACCUAAGAGCUGCUAUCGAGAACAAGCUGGGAGUGUCAAAGGCUGAUGGACUGGCGAAAGUCUGCAUGUCUUUCAAAUACUAUAAGACCUGUUUUGCCAACCGUGAUGACUACUCUAACUGUGCCAACAAUCCUCUCGGACUACUAGUGGAUCAAAAUGGAACAGCCACUGGAAUAACGGAGUACCAAGCACUCGGAUAUACGAAAAUCUUCAAUCAAUUCGAUUUUUCUUGCGGCGCUGGUUUCACUGAGUUUGCCAACAACGACGAUUGUGCGGCGAGUGUAUUUCUCAAUGGCGUCGCCGAUAUGAGGACAUGCGACAAAAACUUUGCUGCUUCCAUUGCAAAGGACCCAAAUGUUAUGAAUAGAUGCGCAUACCUGGAAGUGGCCAAGGAAUGUUACAUGUCAGCGUUCAGUAAGCGCUGCUCGCAAUAUCCUGAAGUGGUUUGGUGGGGAUGCAACUAUGAGCGAGCCGGGGAACAAAGCAACUUUCCCCAAUGUAACCAAAUCUUUUGCACAUAUACUGAUCGUGGUGGCAAUUAA
Ostertagia ostertagi is the source of this 846-nucleotide messenger RNA. The record is from the annotation of a GenBank genome assembly. NCBI's taxonomy places the organism in Eukaryota, Metazoa, Nematoda, Chromadorea, Rhabditida, Trichostrongylidae.